AUGAGCCUGAGCAGGAGCUGCAGUUUCCUAAGGAAGGGGUUGCAAUGCAUUCUGCUGACUUUCAUCUCAUCUCUUUUAUUUCUGUGCUUUCUUUUAGGAAACACUCCUUUACAUCUUGCUGUGAUGUUGGGACAUAAAGAAUGUGCCCACCUGCUCUUAGCCCAUAAUGCUCCAGUAAAGGUGAAAAACGCUCAGGGAUGGAGCCCUCUGGCCGAAGCCAUCAGCUAUGGAGACAGACAGAUGAUUUCAGCACUCCUGAGGAAGCUCAAGCAGCAGUCCAGGGAAAGUGUUGAAGAGAAGCGACCUCGGUUAUUAAAAGCCCUGAAAGAGCUAGGUGACUUCUAUCUAGAGCUUCACUGGGAUUUUCAAAGUUGGGUGCCUUUACUUUCCCGAAUUCUGCCUUCUGAUGCAUGUAAAAUACACAAACAAGGUAUAAAUAUCAGGCUGGACACAACUCUGAUAGACUUUACUGACAUGAAGUGCCAACGAGGGGAUUUAAGCUUCAUUUUUAACGGUGACGCCGCACCCUCCGAAUCUUUUGUAGUUUUAGACAAUGAGCAAAAAGUUUACCAGCGAAUACACCACGAGGAAUCUGAGAUGGAGACAGAAGAGGAGGUUGACAUUUUGAUGAGCAGUGAUAUUUACUCUGCCACCUUAUCCACCAAAUCCAUCACGUUCACACGGGCCCAGACUGGGUGGCUCUUCAGGGAGGACAAAACUGAAAGAGUAGGAAACUUCCUGGCAGAUUUCUACUUGGUGAAUGGACUGGUGUUGGAAUCCAGGAAAAGAAGGGAACAUCUCAGUGAGGAGGACAUCCUUCGGAAUAAAGCGAUCAUGGAGAGCCUGAGCAAAGGGGGAAACCUCAUGGAGCAGAAUUUUGAGNNNGUGCGCCGGCAGUCGCUGACGCCGCCGUCCCCCAACACCAUCUCCUGGGAGGAGUACAUCUCUGCAGAGAGUGGCAAAGCUCCUCACCUGGGCAGGGAGCUGGUCUGCAAGGAGAGCAAGAAAACCUUCAAAGCCACGAUAGCAAUGAGCCAAGAAUUCCCCUUGGGAAUCGAAUCGUUGUUGAAUGUCUUAGAAGUCAUUGCACCCUUCAAGCACUUUAACAAACUUAGAGAAUUUGUUCAAAUGAAGCUUCCACCAGGCUUUCCUGUCAAAUUAGACAUCCCGGUGUUCCCCACCAUCACGGCCACUGUGACGUUCCAGGAGUUCCGCUACGACGAGUUCGAUGACUCCAUCUUCACCAUUCCCGACGACUACAAGGAGGAUCCCAGCCGCUUCCCGGACCUCUAGGGGGGCUGGGAGCUCCUGGGGGCACCAGCCCGGCGUGCCAGGGCCAGGGCAGGGCCGUGGGGCACAGCAAGGGGUGAGCUGGUGGGCCCGCAGCCGAGGGAAGGAGCUGGCGCUGCACUGUGGGCACACAGCCCCUCCAGCUGCCGCCUCCCGGGGCCUCCUGCUGCCACCCCCCCUGGCACAGCCGCUCCUGGCUCGGAGCUGCCGCCCCAGCUGGGAGCAGCUGCUGCUUUUUAAAUUUUUUACACUUGUGGUGACCCGCGAGGGAGGCACUGCUGGACCUUGGCACCGAGCUGGGGCUGGGGCUGGGGCUGGGUGAGGCGAGCCCCCCAACCCUCCCCUGCUCCCUGAGCUCCCAGCUCAGGCACAGGAUGUUGGAAUGUGGGAAGGUAUCCUGGAGGAAUGCCUUGGCUGUAGAUGAAUGAACUAAAUGGGCACCACUGACACUUGGAUCUCCUGCGGCACCCGGGCAGAGCCAGCUGUGCUGAGCAGGGAGCGAGGCCCCUGGGCAGUGCCAGCCCAGCCUGGUGCUGUCCCUGCCCCUUCCCUCCCUUCCUUCCCUCCCAGGGCUGCCUGGCCAGCAGUGCCACUCGUUGGUUAUCCUGUAUUUGAGGCCGAGCACCGCCAGGGCAGGGUGUGGGAGCUGGGGCAGCCCAGGCACUGCCCCUCCCUGCAGGAGCAGCUCCCCCUGCCCUCGGGGCCAGCCUGGUGCUGCUCCCACACUCAUUCCCUGCCUUUGGUGUUCCAAUCACAGAGAAUCCCAGACUGGUGUGGGGUGGGGGGGCCUUAAAGCUCAUCUUGUGCAGCCCCCCCUUCAUGGAUGGUUCAGUACUCCAGCUCCUCGAGCUUAUUCCCAUUCCCAGUUGUUCCAGUCUCCUCAUCUAACAAUAAUCCACCUUUUUGGGGUUUGUUAGGCAAGAUUUGUGCAGAAGGCUGAUGGUGCUAUUUGUUUGUAUGAAGAAAUUUAGAUUCAAGUGCUGUGGUGUCAUUGUACAAAAAUGUAAAUAUUUUCCAAAUUAUAUUCUUUGUGCACUGUAGGUAAAACUUUUUCUGGAAUUCCAUAGAGUUAAGGAUCAAAGUUUAUAAUGAAGAGGAUCAUUGAUGCUCAGUGGAGGGAACAGCUGUGCUGAGCACAAGGGACAAGGAAGGGGCUCAGCCCAGGGCAAGGUGUCAGGCACACCUGAGAGCAGGGAAUUCCAAACUGCUGGAAUCUCUGAUCCAUCCCAAAGAGGCUCCCAAAGAGGGGAGCACUGUCAGCAAAGUGCAGGAGGGUGGGCUUGGUCCUUUGGCAGCUCCUCUGUGGGCCUGGGGAACAGGGGAGCGCUGGGACAGGACAGGGGAGCUCUGUUGUCAAUUCAACCUCAAAUCCAAAAUGAAACUUUAGGGAAAACAAGCAAAGGGAAACGGCUCCUGCAGUGCCGUGUCAGGGCAGGUGUGGAGCAUCCUCUGGGAAUGAUGGAACUUGCUCUCCCAAGUCGUGAUGAAUUCCUGACGUGUUUCACACCUCUGGGAUGAACUGACACCGUGUGUGCUGCUCCUGGGAGCCAGCUGGGAUCCUCUGGGACAGACUGGGGGUGUGUGUGGGGCUGAGCUGGGGCCUGGAUCGGUGCCUGUGGGGCAGCACAGGGCUCUUCCCCUCCAGGGCUCCCUUUGGGGUGUUCUGUGCAGCUGCAGGACCUGUGCCAGUGCCUUACAGGGCACCCCUGCCUUGGGGAUUGCAGUGGUGAGAGGUUCCCCCCCGAGGUGAAUGUCAGAGCUCCCUUUGCUCAGUGGUACAGGGACAUCCACAGCUUUGUGUCCUUUGCAUUUUUGCUCAUCCCAAAUCCAUCCCUGGCUCCGUGGCAGUGUUGCUGGGGCUGUGGGGCCUGGGCAGUGCAGCCACUGCUGGAUCCCAGGGGGGAUCCUGGCCUUGGAACUGGAAAACAAAAGGGUUUGGGUGGCCUCCUGUGGGACUGAGGCUGCUGUGGCUCUGUCCCCUCUGGACAGCCCUGGUGUGUGCCCAAAGCCCAGGGCAGGCCCUGCAAGAGGUUCCUGUGGUUCCUGUGGCCUCUGGCUGCAGACCUGGGGGAUUUUCACCCCCAGGACACGGCUGCUCCCUGGGACACUGCCAGGGCUGCAGGAAGGGCUGCAGGAAGCUGCUCCCAAGGCUUGUUCUGCCUUGGAGUGUGGGCACAGCUUUGGGCUGGGUUAUCCCAGGAACUGCAGCUGCUCCUGCUCUCCCUGUGGAGCUGAGGGAUGGCAAUUCCUGCAUUGUCCCCAGCUCCCAGGGCUGCCCCUGGGCUCCCAGAGCUGCUCUCAGUGCUUGUCCCUCCUCCUGGGCUGUGUGUCCUGCCUGAACAUUCCUGGUGAGAAGUUCUCACAUGCAGGGACACCUGGGCAUUCCCGAUGGAUGCACUGCAGGAAUUCUCAGUCAGAGGGACCCGAGGGGCUGCCCAUGUUCAGAUCCAUGUUUAUACCCAUGUUUUCUCCACUGAAGCCUGUUUUUGUCACUGGGUGGUGUUGCAUGGACACAGGGAAUGUUUGUGGAUGUGUCCAGGGUGUUCCCAGCCCCAGCCUGGGGCACAGGGUCCCUCCCCUGGCCCGUGGCUCUGGGAAAUUGCUGUUCCAAGCAGCAUGGAUCCAGCAGAGCCUCACCUGGGCUUUUCCCCUUUCCUGGAGGCCAGGCCAGGUGUUCAGGAGGGUUUGGUCCCUGGGAGUGAGCACAGAUCCAUGGAUUGUGUCUGUGGCCUGGCAGUGUGGGGGGCCCAGGAGCAGCCCUGGGCGCCCCAGGGCAGGAGGAGAAGGGAGCUGGCCCUGGUGGGAAUCCCGUCCUGCUGCUCCUGCCCAGGCUGGGGCUCCCCUCCCACCACUUCUGUUUUUCCUGAGGAUUUUUGUGGCUCUUAAAAGACAACCAGGAAUUUUGCUCAGCCCAGUUCCGAGCUCGCUGCGGAAGGAUCCUGUGGGUUGUUCCUGAACCAAACUGUUCCUCUGGUCUUCCAAGCUCCUGCUCUGUCCCGUGGCAAAGGGAACCCCCUGGAUUUCCUCUCCGGAGCUCCCAGCACAGCAAUUCCUGUUCCUGCCUCGAGUCCGUCCGUCCCUCCCGGGUGUGUUUGUGCUGGAAUCCCCCGGUUCUGUUGGUAUUCCCACAGCCCUCUGUUAUUUUCUGUCUCUGCUCCUGAGUUGUAAUUCCCGCCAGGAGAACUGCGUUAUUUAAUCCGGAUUAACCAAUUCCUGUAAUGCUGCAGUUUCACUUUUCUGUUCCUGACAGUUUGUAACUCCCAUGGAAAACGAGUCACCUCUCUUGGUUUUGCUGUCGUCCGCUCCCUGGUUUUCCCUUCCCUUCACUCAUAGUCACUUUGGGUUGUAUCAUUGUUAGAAUAAAGACCAAACGAUGCUGUUGGAUUUGGAAGCUGCUCCACCUGUGCAAUCCAGGCUUCCCUCUCCUGUCCCGCGGGGGCGGCACCGGAGGGGAGGGAACGAGCUCCUGCUGCUGCGUUCUGCAAGGGCAUUUUCUUGGUCAUUUUUUAAAUAAAAUCCUGCAUUUUCAUUACA
This is a messenger RNA of Zonotrichia albicollis (white-throated sparrow), 4824 nucleotides long. NCBI's taxonomy places the organism in Eukaryota, Metazoa, Chordata, Aves, Passeriformes, Passerellidae. The record is from RefSeq and is a predicted model, not a curated record.